Messenger RNA from Epinephelus fuscoguttatus (brown-marbled grouper), 2601 nucleotides. RefSeq names its product anoctamin 10b (gene ano10b). The coding region runs from base 226 to 2319 and encodes 697 amino acids. Gene Ontology annotation, molecular function: chloride channel activity. Gene Ontology annotation, cellular component: plasma membrane. The transcript has 16 exons. The record is from RefSeq and is a predicted model, not a curated record. NCBI's taxonomy places the organism in Eukaryota, Metazoa, Chordata, Actinopteri, Perciformes, Serranidae. Gene Ontology annotation, biological process: chloride transmembrane transport.
GAGAGCAGGCAGAAGGGAGGAGCCUGAAUAAAAACCAAACAACCCUCCACACCCUGCAGUCUCUGGGAAGUUCCUCCGCAUUCCUGCCAUACACACACACACAUUAUGCACAUAGCCGGAGUGCUGGGAGGAACCUCACACUGAGGCUGGACAGGAGUUUGGAGGGGCCCUGCUGUAGGACCAGAGACCAGAACCUCUUCAUCAGCGCUCCCUGCCAGUCUCACCAUGAGUAAGGAGGGAGGUGAUGAAGGUGGCAGCAGCAGCAGUGACACAGCCCAGCAGCCAGAGGAGAAGACUCCAGCUGGGAAGGGCCUGAGCAAACUGAGUGCUGUCGCUACAGGACCAGGCUGGACUAAAGUUAGUUGCCCGUGCUGUUUCUCAGAGCGUGUCGAGCCGUUGGUUCUGGUGAAGCUCGGAGAGAAAGUUCGCCCUGAGACGAAACGGUGGCUCAUCAGAGUGAUUGGAGCUCCUCAAAAAGAUGGAGGUGCUGAAUUACUGGCCCACCCGGGUGAAGAUGCCAGUGGUGACAUCAUUGUGGUCGCUGCCCCACGCUGUACAUUACUUAAGGUCACUGAAGAGUUGGGUCUGUGUAAGACUUACCACACCGGGGAGGUGGAGGCCUUCUCCUACCACGACAGAGACAACUUUAAAGAUUCAGACAACAUGGAGGUGUUCCUCACUCUGGCAGAGCGGCAGCACAUGGUGAAGUAUGAGCUGGACGGUCUGCGGGCGCAGAGAGACCUGAGAAUACCCGGCAUGCCUGACAGCUUUGCACUGCAAAACCGUGACAACAUCUGGCAGAAGCUCGGGUCAGCUGGUGUUAUUGUGGACACGUAUCCCCUCCACAACGCGGACAAACUGAAGAGUCUCAGUGAAGCCUGGUACACUGGGAAUCAGCUGGCUCAGCCACUGGAUUCAGUCAAUGAGUAUUUCGGAAGCUCUGUGGCUUUCUACUUCAGCUUCCUCGAUUUCUACACCUGGUCUCUGCUCCCUCCAGCGUUACUGGGCCUGACCAUCACAUACUUCUCAGGUGAGGUUCAGAAGGAGAUCGAGGAGUCAGUCUCAGGCUCGCCAGCCACAGAUCUUGAAGAUGACUCAGGACCAGCUGUCGGCGGUCACAUGAUCCAGGCGGUCUUUAGCAUGCUCUGGUCCACAGUUGUUAUGGAGCUGUGGAAGCGUCGGAGCUCCUCACUUUCCUACCGCUGGGGGACCCUGCACCUUGCCGAGCGCUUUGCAGAGCCCCGACCUGGUUUCCACGGUGACCUCGGGGUGAACCCUGUGACAGGUCGUGUGGAGCCGCUCUUUCCUGAAUGGAAGAGGGACCUGCGUAUGGCACUGGUGUCGGUCCCAGUGGUGGGGCUGUUUCUAGGUUUAGUCAUACUGGGUAUGACUGGUUUCUACUGGGGGGAAGCCCAGGUGCAACAGCUAAACAAAGACUGGGACUCCCUGCUGUCUCAGACUUUGAUCUACAUGCCCUCAGUGCUUCACAUCGUCUACACAAACGUGCUAGCGACUGUUUACAGGACAGUGGCACUGUCUCUGACUGAAUUUGAGAACCACAGAGAAGAGUCUUCCCAUGAGAAUCAUCUGACAGCCAAAGUCUUAGUGUUCACCUUCUUCAACUACUUUGCAGUGCUCUUCCACAUCGCCUUCUUCAAGCAGGAUGUGCCUUUGCUCCGUAAGCGCCUAGCAUCUUUGCUGAUAGUGACCCAGCUGGUGAACCAGGUGACAGAGGUGGUCAUACCCUUCCUGGUGGACCGCUUCAUCAGCGCCCCCAAGAGGACAGAGAGUGAGGACGACCCAGAUGAGGACAAAUUUAGGAAUCAAGGCACCCUGCCUGCUUUCCCAGGCUUGUUUGCAGAGUACAUCGAGCUCCUGGUGCAGUUUGGGUAUUUGAGUCUUUUCUCCUGCGUGUAUCCCCUGACGGCCGUGCUGCUGCUCAUCAAUAACCUAACAGAGAUCCGAUCAGAUGCUUACAAGAUGUGCAAACUCUUCCGGAAACCCUUCUGCUCUCCUGUUUCUAACAUGGGCGUGUGGCGGAUUGCUUUCGAGGUCCUGAGUUUUGUCUCUGUCGUGUCCAACUGCUGGCUACUGCUGCUGUCACCAUGGAUACAAAGGCUGUCUCAGGAGGGCGAGUGGAGCAGCACAAACAUUCUGCUGAUGGCUGUUUUGGUGGAGCAUGUGCUGAUCUUGGUUAAGGUGGUUUUGUCGGUGCUGAUCCCCGAUGAACCGGACUGGAUCCGUAAAAAGAGAGAGCAUAUUGAGUUCACAUCCAGGCAGGCCUUGAGAGAGCAGAAACUGCAUUCUAAAGAGUCUUGAUUGCAUUUCAAAGCACUGAUGCUUCAUGUUGUCCUGUGCUGGGCUGCUACAACUAGAAGUACCAACCUCAGUGUUGUGUGGACCGGCAGAGGAGAAGACGAGUCUCCGAUCUCCAGAAGGGCCCACAAUGUAUACUGCUGUGCAUGUACCAAUAUUCACCCCGUACACAUGUCUAGUGUUUCUGCUGCUCUCACUAAUUAACAAGGUGCCUCUGCAAUGUACACCCUUUGAUAUGCACUCAUAUUACAUACAGUAUAUACUGCAAGUGCAAUUGAAACAGCA